AUGCCGAAUGAGCAAUUCAUGGAAGCCAUGUACGCCGCCUUCCAGGGGAUGGCUACUAGAGCCCAAAAUGAACGUCCUGCGGAGGACAGAAAACAAAACUACUUCUGUGAGUACAGGCGUAGUUCAAUUCCUUUCACUAGCGUGGGUGGACCCCAGGAAGCUGAGUAUUGGUUCGAAUCGGUGUCUAAGCAUCUAAGUACCAUGGGAGUACCGGAUGAGUAUUGGGUGGAGUUUGUAGCUUUUAAGUUUGAAGGUCCUGCAGGUGCGUGGUGGAAGCAUAUCCGGCGAAUGCAUGAUGUAGAGAGGAUGACUUGGGAACAAUUCGAAGCACUUUUUAAUGAGCAAUUCUUUCCCCAAAGCUAUCGAGAUGAAAAGGCCAUGGAAUUCAUGGGCCUACAGCAAGGGGAUAUGACAGUGAGGGAAUACGAGGCUAGGUUCAAUGAAUUGUCUCAUUUUGCUCCUUCCUUGAUUGAAUCGGAGCGCAUGAAGUGCCUAAAGUUCGAGAAAGGUCUUAAGGGUGUGAUCCGAAAAUCAGUGGUAGCUUUAAGGCAUCGAGUCUAUAGUGACUUGGUUGCAGCAGCCAUCUCUAUUGAACAAGAGCACAUCGCCUUUCUCCAAGAUCGAGAAGCUUUAGGAAGAACCUCAAGAGGACCCCAAAGGAGUAAUCGAAAAAGCCGUGAUUAA
Molecule: messenger RNA, 684 nt
Organism: Morus notabilis
Lineage: Eukaryota; Viridiplantae; Streptophyta; Magnoliopsida; Rosales; Moraceae
Exons: 1
Coding region: 1-684 (227 amino acids)
Source: RefSeq, a predicted model, not a curated record